AUGUAUGAGUAUUCGCCACGAACUCUCUGCAACCUCCUACGUAGUGCAACUCCUCGCCGCUGCACCGAUAAAAAGCAAUAUAUCGCGCAGUCCUACAGCAUGCUCCCUUUGGAAUCUUGUGUCAUGGUAUUUAGAGGUAGACAGGUGAUCGUGGUUGACCAUGGUUAUUUGGCGCCGUCGGAUGCUAAUACGUGAUGUCAUGCUAAAUCAGGGCUUUAUGCCGAGACAUGUGCCCUUCUUUUCAGUGUGUGCGUGUAGACGAUCUAUGAUCAUGUGUGCGUGGGAUACUGUGAGUUGGCUUGGAACGCGUUA
Molecule: messenger RNA, 312 nt
Organism: Ectocarpus sp. CCAP 1310/34
Lineage: Eukaryota; Phaeophyceae; Ectocarpales; Ectocarpaceae
Source: the annotation of a GenBank genome assembly